Messenger RNA from Scomber scombrus (Atlantic mackerel), 2791 nucleotides. RefSeq names its product sema domain, immunoglobulin domain (Ig), transmembrane domain (TM) and short cytoplasmic domain, (semaphorin) 4Ab (gene sema4ab). Lineage: Eukaryota; Metazoa; Chordata; Actinopteri; Scombriformes; Scombridae. The record is from RefSeq and is a predicted model, not a curated record. The transcript is spliced from 15 exons. Bases 311 to 2785 code for a protein of 824 amino acids. Gene Ontology annotation, molecular function: semaphorin receptor binding; chemorepellent activity. Gene Ontology annotation, biological process: neural crest cell migration; negative chemotaxis; axon guidance.
CAGCGUUUUCUCCUCACCGGGUCACGUUUCUUCAGGCCACUUUUCACCAAAGCGAUGCAAAGGAAGGCAGACACAAAGAGAGGAUAGAGUGCUGGAAGAGGAGAAGAAAGGAAGCGACGCGGUGGAGGAAACCAUCCGCACACACACACAUAUACAGUGAUGGUCUGCUGUAGAAACCAGAGGAUGUGGCUUCAGAUAGGACCUCCACCCCUCCUAACCAGUCUUUGACACUCUGGAUGAACAUCAGACACAGCGCUCUCCUGCAGACCUUCACUGUCACUGAGGUCACACUCCCUUCAUUCCUGCUGUAAUGGAGAAUCACAGGCUGCUGUCACUCACCAUGGCUCUGCUGGGCUUCCUGAGCCCAUGUCUGACAACACUGACUCCCAGAGUCUCCUUCCCUGUGGGCAGUCCUGGGAGACAUCUCACCCGCUUCAGCAGCCCUGACGUCAGCAACACCACCACACUGCUGCUCAGCGAGGACGGAGAUAUGCUGUAUGUCGGAGCUCGGGAUGCUGUGUUAGCGCUGGAUGUGAGCCUCAAAGAAGCCAUCGUACUGAGGAGCAAGCUGGACUGGAGCCCGUCAGAUAAAGACCUUGAAGAGUGUUCCAUGAAAGGCAAGAAGAUGGCCGACUGUCCAAAUUUCAUCCGUGUGCUGCAGUUCUUGAACACCACCCACAUCUACGCCUGUGGAACGUUUGCCUUCAGUCCAUGCUGCACCUAUAUUAACACAGAGUCUCUAAUGAUGAGCGUCAAGCCUGAUGAAGGAAGAGGUCGCUGCCCGUAUGACCCCUACCAACGCAACACCGCCAUCAUCGUAGAUGGAGAGCUGUAUACUGGGACAGUGGCAGACUACAGGGGGAACCGGCCAGUGAUCUCCAGACACCUCAGUGAAGGCAGGCGAGUUGACCUGAAGUUGGAUGAUACGUUAGGAUGGCUGGAGGAUCCAACCUUCAUCAGCUCCAGUUUCAUCCCUGAUGAGGAGAAAAUCUACUUCUUCUUCAGUGAAGUGGGCAGAGAGUACGACUUCAUCGACAAAUUUAUCGUCUCUCGUGUUUCUCAGAUCUGCAUGAGUGAUGUCGGAGGCCAGAGGACCUUGCAGCGACGCUGGACUACGUUUGCCAAAGCUCAGCUGUUGUGCCAGGCUGACAAUGAGCUGCCCUACAAUGUGAUCCAGGACAUAGACAGCCUCCCACCAGUAGACGGAGCUCCUGCAGAUGACACACUCUUUUAUGGCAUCUUCACAUCUCAGUGGUCUGUUAACUCCGGACAGUCUGCAGUGUGUUCUUUCCGCCUCAGUGACAUCAAAUCAGUUUUCUCUGGUAACUACAAAGUCCUGAAUCGAGACACGCUACAGUGGAGCACACGGGUUCAAGAGAAGGUUGCAAACCCAGGAGAGUGUGGCCUGCACAACGCCUCAGACAACGCCCUGCGCUUCGUCAAAGAGAACUUCCUGGCGGACGACAGCGUUCGGCCGGUGGGAAGAAGUCUGACCAUGGUGUCUACAGAGCACAACUACAGCCACCUGACUGUCCAGAGAGUCCAAGCUGCCAACAACAGAGACUACACUGUCCUCUUUCUACUCACAGAGUCUGGUUACCUAAACAAAGUGGUGCUGCUGCAGAGUGGUGCCCACAUUAUUGAAGAGAUCCAGGUGUUUGAGAAGCCUCAGCCUGUCAAGAGUCUGAAGCUGUCCAUACCAAAGGGUAUGAUCUAUGUCGGCACAUCUGAGGGUGUGAUGAGGGUUCCAACAGCCAACUGCUCUUUCUACUGGACCUGUGCUCAGUGUGUUCUGUCCAGAGACCCCUUCUGUGGCUGGGACCCUGCCAGCAGGGCCUGUGUGGAGACUUCUAGCACCCAGACCAGCCUAGGCCAGGACAUUGACAGAGGAAAUGUUGAAGAAGCAUGUUUUACAUUAACACACAGAGCCAGAUUUGGUCCUAACAACCUUCCUGCAGCCUCAUGUCCUGCAGGUGAGCUGGUGUCGGUGUCUCUGAACGAAGUGGUGCGUCUGCAGUGUCCCGCCGCGUCUCGGCUGUCCCGGCAGCUGUGGGAACGUCCCAACAGCCGGCUCUCCUCAGACCUGUACCUGCACCUGGAGGACGGCAGUCUGAGCUUCGUGGCCACCCCCGCCACGCUGGGCCACUACCUCUGUCUGUCCACUGAGAAUGGCUACCAGCAGACUAUGGCCAUCUAUCACGUCAAACAGAAGAGCAGCCCCGUGCCUCAAACUCCAACCAGCUACAGCCGGCCUCAGUCGCCCCCUAUCCCCACCACGCGUGCUGACAGGCCCGGGGUUCACACGUCUUCGGACCCUAAAAGAACAGAAACAAGACAGAAAGAGACUGAGCCAACUCCAACCAGCGGUGACACCCGGGUCACCACCAGACAGCUGGGCAGGAACUUCACCACCUUGUGGACGGUGGGAUCCGGGCAGAAGGAGGCAGAGCUUCGGGACGGGGAGCCCCUGCUGUCUUCACGGGGCCCCAGCUACCUGAAGGAGCUGGUGAUAGUGUCAGUUCUGCUGGUGCUCUGCCUCAGCCUGCUCAUCACCAUGUUCCUGUACGUGGCCAGACAGCGCUGCCGCAGCCGGACGGCCCCGCAGUCAGGGACUCCAAGCAGAGACUCUGACAGAAGGACCCCUGUGGAGCAGGAGGCCCUCAGGGGGAAUCAGUUCAUGAGCAAGCGUAACGGACAAGCCCUGCACAGCGGACAGGCCAGUGGGUUGGUCUGUAACGGGGCACUCACAGGCUCUAACGGGCAUUUACCCAACACCCCUAUCUAAACAUGC